Ilex paraguariensis (yerba mate) is the source of this 162-nucleotide messenger RNA. NCBI's taxonomy places the organism in Eukaryota, Viridiplantae, Streptophyta, Magnoliopsida, Aquifoliales, Aquifoliaceae. The record is from the annotation of a GenBank genome assembly.
AACUUCUUGCUCGCAAAACUCAUGGACACUAUGCUUUUAGAGAGAGGCGUGAGAGAGAUAGAGGGAGAAGUGAGAGGGAGAGGCGUGAGACAGAGGUCUGUGUUGGGAGAGAGGCGUGAGAGAGAUAGAGGCAGAAGUGAGAGGGAGAGGCAUGAGACAAAG